CAUGUCACUUGCACCAGUCUAAAAAUGUACAAUUCGUAGUCCUUAUAUAACUUUUUUUGUUAGUUUGUUAGCAUUUGUGGUUCAAUACAUAACACUUUCUUACUUUUAACUCUGCCUUGCAAACGCCAUAUAUAAAUGACAUAAUUCACAAAACAAACUGAUACAAACCAAAAGAGUCCUCUGGGCCUCUCUGAAGGGCCCAGUCUGAACACAGUCUGUAAAGGAAAGUGAAAGAAGUCUUGUGAAUGUUGGGCAGCUCAAGCGAUUUCUGGCCUGUUGUUUUGAAGGUUCAGGCUUACGGGAGAAGAGGGGGGGUGAGGGUUAAAAUCCGAGUUAAAGAUGGCGGAAAUCGAGGGAGAUGAGACUACUCGGCCCGCUUCUCCGUCGCUGCUACUCCCAGCGUCCCGCGUUAACGGAUCCGAGAUGGUCGGGUCCAGUUCUGGCAGCCAGACGCCGACCAUGGUGACUUCGGGUCCGCGGAUGGUUCAGAUUGUAAAGUCAGAAUCUGGUUACGGAUUCAACGUCCGCGGUCAAGUGAGUGAAGGCGGCCAGCUGCGGAGUAUUAACGGGGAGCUUUACGCUCCUCUCCAGCAUGUCAGCGCCGUGUUACCUGGGGGUGCGGCGGACCGGGCCGGUAUCGUGAAAGGAGACAGAAUAUUAGAAGUUAAUGGUGUGAGCGUGGAGGGGGCGACACACAAGCAGGUGGUGGAUCUGAUUAGGGCGGGAGAGAGGGAGCUGAUGUUGACCGUACUCUCCGUGCCGGCACAGGAAGCUGACGGGCUUGAUGCCGGUGAAGAAGGCUCUGCAUCGUCUAAUUACGACUACGGCGACAAGCAGGCAGUCCCCAUUUCAAUCCCUACAUACAAACAUGUGGAACAGCACUCUGAGAAAUUUGUGGUCUUUAACGUGUACAUGUCAGGCAGACAGCUGUGCUCAAAACGUUACCGGGAGUUUGCAAUACUUAAUCAAAACCUGAAGAGAGAGUUUUCUAACUUUACUUUCCCAAAGCUACCGGGGAAAUGGCCCUUCUCUCUGUCUGAACAGCAGCUGGACACGCGCAGGAGGGGACUGGAGGAGUAUCUGGAGAGAGUGUGCUCAGUGCGUGUCAUCGGUGAGAGUGACAUUAUGCAAGAAUUUUUGUCUGAAUCAAAUGAAAACCACAACGGUGUAACGGAUGUCGAGUUACGGAUAGUGCUACCUGAUAAAACCACAGUCUCCGUGAGGGUCCGGAAAAACAGCACCACUGACCAGGUUUACCAGGCUCUGGUCAUGAAAAUUGGAAUGGACAGCAUCGUGGCCAGUUACUUUGCACUCUUUGAGGUUAUUAACCACUCCUUUGUGCGUAAAUUGGCUCCUAAUGAGUUCCCACACAAGCUGUAUGUUCAGAACUACACAUCAGCAGUGCCUGGGACAUGUCUAACAGUACGCAAGUGGCUCUUCAGCACAGAGGAAGAGGAGCUGCUGCGGGACAACCCCCUGGCCCUGCACUACUGCUUUCAUCAGGCACAGGAUGAUGUGAAGAAGGGAUUCAUUAAAGCAGAAGAUAAGGCGUACCAGCUGCAGAAGUUAGCAGAACAGAGGAAGAUGGCAAUGUAUCUGAGUCUUCUGCGCUCAUGUGAGGGGUAUAACGAGGUGAUGUUCCCUCACUGUGCAUGUGACUCACGGAGGAAAGGUCAUGUGAUCACAGCCGUCAGCAUGAAGCAUUUCAAACUGCACGCCUGCACGGAGGAUGGCACUUUGGAGAAUCAGGUGAUUGUCUUUGAAUGGUCAGAGAUGCAGAGAUGGGACACAGAUGAGGAGGGUAUGGCCUUCUGCUUUGAGUACGUGCGAGGGGAGAAGAAACCUCGCUGGGUCAAAAUAUUCACUCCUUAUUUUAACUACAUGCAUGAGUGCUUUGAGAGGAUAUUCUGUGAGCUCAAAUGGAGGAAAGAGGUUGAAGAAGAGGCCUCGGACAAAGACAAUAAGAACUGUAGUAAUAAUGAUUACCUCUCCCCACUGGAGCAACAGAAGGGAUGGCGCCACCUAGGGGGUGAGAUUGCCACUUCUUAAAACUCCUCUCUAAAUCCCCCGUGAAACUGCAUAAAUGGCGCGGGAUUAUCAAACCAUAGAAGACCACCAUAACGACCAUGUUACCACGGCAACACCCCAGCAACGCCAUACCAUCCACGUUUCCACUGAGACAAAAUUGUGCCUUUUCAGACGCAGAGCGUUCCAUAUGGCAGCCACGUCACCAUGGCAACACAAAAGGCCAUUAUGAUCAUGACGAGAUAGACGCAUAAUAAGUUACCAGGCCGUUUCAGCCAGAUUAAAAGCACCAAUGGGAUCUGCUGUCAUUUUAUCAACUUGAACACAAGUGCAUGUAAAAAACGCAUAGGACAAGACCUAGAGAUCUUCCAUGCCAUUGGUUCAGGAGACAGGCUCUUCUUACUUUCAACUGGUUGGAAUUUCAUGAGCAUGAGUCUCUUAACAGGGCAGCACAGUAAAAAAACAAUACUUUGUGAUUUGGAAUGGCAGCCACUAUCACAAUGGUUAAAGAAAUAUUAAUAUACUGUAUAUGAGAAGAGGAAAGCCAUGCCUUAAAACAUAGAAAGUAAAUUAGUGGAAUAGCAAGGUUACCAGACGAAUGAUUAGUAUGGGAGUUCUUUUAGGGGAAAGAUGGCAUUUUCCCAGUAUUGCUGACUAAAAUAAACUUGUAUAGGGAACACUUUUAAAUUUAUUUUUAAAUAAAACGAAAUUAGGAGUAAACAAGUAUGUGGGGGCAGUGACAUGGGAGCUUUGUGUUUGUGUGUAUGAUUGUGCAUUUAAGGAUCAAGUAAAAAAAAAAAAAAAAAAAAAA
Messenger RNA from Myxocyprinus asiaticus (Chinese sucker), 2836 nucleotides. RefSeq names its product sorting nexin-27-like. Lineage: Eukaryota; Metazoa; Chordata; Actinopteri; Cypriniformes; Catostomidae. Gene Ontology annotation, cellular component: early endosome. Gene Ontology annotation, biological process: intracellular protein transport; signal transduction. The record is from RefSeq and is a predicted model, not a curated record. Gene Ontology annotation, molecular function: protein binding; phosphatidylinositol-3-phosphate binding. The coding region runs from base 340 to 2049 and encodes 569 amino acids. The transcript is spliced from 13 exons.